Anoplopoma fimbria (sablefish) is the source of this 1513-nucleotide messenger RNA. RefSeq names its product thiamine triphosphatase (gene thtpa). Lineage: Eukaryota; Metazoa; Chordata; Actinopteri; Perciformes; Anoplopomatidae. Gene Ontology annotation, biological process: thiamine diphosphate metabolic process; thiamine metabolic process; dephosphorylation. Gene Ontology annotation, molecular function: thiamine triphosphate phosphatase activity; magnesium ion binding. Bases 32 to 751 code for a protein of 239 amino acids. The transcript is spliced from 4 exons. The record is from RefSeq and is a predicted model, not a curated record.
CUCCGCUGACGUGUGGUGGUGAUUCUGGUUUAUGUGUCUCUCGCUUUUUGAUGCCGCACGAUUGGGAUUUAAGGACUUGAUGAAGAUGAGUGUGGAAGUGGAAAGAAAAUUUUUGUGCAAUGCUGACACUCUCAAAACACUGGAGGAGAUUGGGGCAGUGUGUAUUGGUCAGCGGCAGUUUCGUGACCAGUACUUUGACACCCCCAAGUUUGACCUGACUCUGAGAGACAUGUGGCUGCGUAAACGUAAGGAAUGCUGGGAGUUGAAGUGCCCAACAGCAGUCAACGGGACAGAAGAGGCAUCUGGAGUACAAGCUAAAGCAGCAGCACUGUGUUCUCGCUACAGGGAGAUAACCAAUCUGGCCGAGAUUCAACGGAGAGUGAAAGAGGUCAUAAAAGACAUUUGUCAGGACAGAGAGACGGAGGCAAGCCCCUCACAGGAGGAUGAGACUUGGCUGAGCGAAAUUAAUCUGGUGUGCUUUGCAGAUUUUACAACACUGCGGCAGUCGUUCACUUUAGAGGAGCAGGGGCUGCAGAUAGAUCUGGACCAAGCUAACUUUGGCUACCAUGUGGGAGAGAUAGAGGUCCUGGUUCCAGAGGGAGGAGAUGUGCAGUCUGCCUUGGAGAAGAUCGAAAGAACGGCAGGAAAACUGGGUCUGUCUGAUCAGGCAGUUGAGGGGAAAAUGCAUAUUUACCUUCAAAGGAAUCACCCAGAGCACUACAACAAACUACUGAAUGCACAUGUUUUGUAACAUGUUAUAAGUUUGACAUAUUAUAUAAAAUUCUGUGAAACUUACGGGUAAAUUGUUUUAAAGUUUUAUCUCAAAUACUCAUUAAUGUAAAACUGAGGUGUUUAUAUAUAUAUAUAUUGGUUUUUUUUAUCUUAAGACUCACUGCAAUCAAUCACUGUACAGACCUGAAACUCGCAAGACAUUUACUGAAUUAGAAAGUUCAGAAAAACAAUAAUAGGCCCUUGAAAUUUACCCUUCGAAGGGUGCCCAACGGCUUUGUCCUAUACACAACAUGCAACAGUUAAAGUUUUGUCGGGCUACGAAGCGUAUUAGAGGAAGUGUGAAUACUGGAAAUAAAUAGGGUGCCAUACUGUCGUUUCACUAUUAAUGGUGAUUGUUUUGUACAGUGUUGAAAUAUUAUACACUCCCAGAUGGAGAGCUGAUGACUCUGUGUUUCACCUCCAGCACAGUGUGAAGGUCAGAAACCAAUCCUUCUUAUGCCUUCUUCAGCAGCUGGAUUUUUCUUGUUGUCUAUGAACAGAUGUUUGUGUGCAUAUAUUGGCUGCCCAUGGUUUUACAUCAACAAGCCUUCAUUCAGCGUGAUCCAAUUUGCUGCAGCGCUCACUCAGUGCUAGUUUCCAAACAUUUAAAAAUAUUUACAUUCAUGUUGAGGUUUCAAUAAUGUUCACUAUGAAAUGGGUUAAAGGGCUAAAAUGUCAUCUUCGGGUUGAAUGACUUCUCUUUCCCUCUUUGAAUUGUACUGAUGGUUUGAAAUCAAAUAAA